GGCGGGCAGCGGCAUAUGCCGCGCCCUCAUUGGCCGGCGGUGGGCCGUACCACUGCCCAGGGGUGGCGGGGGACCCCGCCCCGAUGGGCGGGUCCGUGCCCGGGCACAGCGGGCGCGCAGGGCCGAGGGGCCGCGGCCAUGUGGGGCUGUGGCGACCCCGGCGGAGCCGCCGCCUCCGCCACCGUCGUGCUGAGCGGGACCCGCGACUGCUUCCUGCACCUGCCGCCCGCGCUGGCCGCGCUCCUCCGCCUGCAGCAGGGCCAAGCUGUGAAAGUGUCCUAUGGUCAUCAACCAGUAUUUUUGAGCUGGAUGGAAAUCAGGCAUCGAGGUCACCGAGAUGAAAAUAUUGCAGAGAUUAACAGACAGUUAGCAGAGAAACUUGGCAUCACAGAUGGAGAACAGGUAUUUCUUGAACCCUGUUCCCAUGUCUCCUCCUGUCAGCAAGUAGAAGUGGAACCACUCACAGCAGAUGAUUGGGAAAUUCUGGAGCUGCAUGCUUCCUCUCUUGAAAAACAUCUUCUGGACCAGAUUCGAGUAGUGUUUCCAAGAGCCAUCUUUCCCGUAUGGAUUGAACAGCACACUCAUGUUUACAUCAGAAUCGGUGCACUUAUGCCAGCAGCCCCAUAUGGGAGAUUAGAACCAUGCACGGAGCUUCUGGUAUGUCCCAAAACACAUGGACCGGAGGAGAAUGUCACCAGCACACCUUCCACAGAAAAUGACAUCUUACUCAGAAAUUUUGUGAAAAAUAACAUGGAGCAAGAAGAAACAGUAAAGGAUCCUUUUGCCAAACAACCUUACUUAAAGCCUAGAAUCCUUGAACAGAGUAAGGCUGAUGCAAACAUGACGUUUGGCUCAAAUGUUCUCCCAAAUAUAUGGAAUUUCAUGGGGAACAUUUUCUCUCAUACAUCUUUGCAGAAACAAAAGACUUUGUGUGAUAAAGAUGAAAUGAGCACCUUCAAAGACAAGCUGCUGAACUUAAUUCACAUGGAUUCCAUUUUUAGAGUAUGUCAGUCCCAGCCUCCCAGCGUACAGAAUGCAUCUGCCACUCAUGCAUUUCUGAAAUGCAAUGCUAUUCAUGUUUUUCCUUGGAAUUUAGAAUUUAUUGAUUUGGAUCCAAAUCCUGUAGUAUCUUAUGGGAAAAUUAAUGAGCUGCUUUCCCCGAGACAGCGUCACCAAGAAGCAAAGCAAAAUCUGCCACUUGAAAAGCAAAAGCCUUUGACUAGUACGCAAGACAAAAGUCAUUCUGAUUCUAAUAGCAGUCAAGCAUCCAGUGAGGGAUCUGUUGUUCAAAUCGUUUGGAAUGGAUUUGAAGACCUAAAGAGUGUCAUAGAGUAUGGCCACAAUGAGGAAACCCUACAUGUUGGAAGAGUUUGGAUUCCCGAUGGUCUGAGAAAAAAACUAAGUAUUGAAAUACACUCAGCAGUCCGAAUUCAGUCAGUUGAAUCUAUUCCUAAAAUUCCUGUGUCUCUUAUGCUGCAACCCAAACAGAACUUACAUAAAGAUAUACAUGAAGAUGAUGUUAAAUGUGCUUUCAGUUCUUGGCUGCAGGAUUCAAGUACUGAUGAUCACCCGUGGAUGAUGACAAGCAGAGACUGUAUACAUCUAUCUUUUAAAGAAGGAAUGGAGGAGUUUGUCCUUAGUGUAGUGCAUCCUGUGCACACUGAAGAGAAUAAGUCUGAGAAUAUUUUUAUACUGAGUCCCAGUUUGCUGCAAAAGACUAAUAUACAAGUUCUUUUACAUCCUGUAACUAGAAAAGCUGAUGGUGACAGCCAGCCACCUAUGCGUGAUACAGACAAGAACCUUCCAUACCACAAACUAAACAGUUUAGGAGGAGUGGACAAAUUAGGAACAUCUUUAUUUGAACACAUAAGCCACAGUCUUCUGGGGCGUCCUUUGUCUCAAAAGCUGGCUGCUAUUGCUGUGGGACUGCGGAGUGGAGGAGUGCUUCUCACAGGAGGAAAGGGAAGUGGAAAGUCAACGUUAGCAAAGGCCAUCUGCAGAGAGGCUUUCGAUAGACUGGAUGCUCACGUAGAAGUAAUUGAUUGUAAAGCUUUAAGAGGAAAAAGAUUAGUAAACAUAAGGAAAAACGUGGAAGAAGCUUUUUUAGAGGCAGCAUGGAGACAACCAUCCAUUCUUUUGAUGGAUGAUCUUGAUCACAUUGUUGGAGUACCUUCUACACCAGAGCAUGAGAACAGCCCUGAAACCGUUCAAAGCAAUAGACUUGCUUAUGUUUUGAAAGAUCUAAUCAAAGAAGUUAUUUCCAUGGGGAGUUUGAUUGCAUUAAUUGCCACAAGUGAGUCUGAACAUUCCCUUCAUCCUUCCCUGGUUUCAGCACAAGGAACACACAUAUUCCAGUGCUUCAAAUGUAUCCCAUCUCCGGAUCAGAAGCAAAGAUGUGAAAUGCUGUAUUCCAUAAUAAAAAAGAAACUGAAUUCUGAUCCUAAGAACUUUUCUGAUCUUGACCUCCAAUGUAUUGCAAAAGAAACGGAAGGUUUUGUUGCCAGAGAUUUUACUAUGCUGGUUGAUCGUGCUGUUCAUACCUGUGUUUCUAACCAGAAUGCAUUGGAUAAUGGUGAAUUGAACCUAUCAACUGUGGAUUUUCAGAAAGUUCUGAAAGAUUUUACUCCAGUAGCUCUGAGAAAUGUCAACCUUCAUAAACCUAAAGACCUUGGCUGGGACAGGAUUGGAGGCUUAAAAGAUGUGAAGCAAAUACUCACAGAUACCAUCAUGUUACCUGCAAAGUAUCCAGAAUUAUUUGCGAACUUGCCCAUACGACAGAGAUCAGGAGUCUUGCUGUAUGGAGCACCUGGAACAGGAAAAACACUGUUAGCAGGAGUAGUUGCAAGAGAGAGUGGAAUGAACUUCAUCAGUAUCAAGGGACCAGAGCUGCUCAGCAAAUACAUUGGAGCAAGUGAACAAGCAGUUCGAGAUAUCUUUAACAGAGCUCAGGCAGCUAAGCCUUGUAUCAUUUUCUUCGAUGAGUUUGAUUCUAUUGCUCCACGCCGAGGUCAUGACAACACAGGAGUUACUGACCGAGUGGUUAACCAACUGUUGACUCAGUUAGACGGUGUGGAAGGCUUACAAGGGGUUUAUGUGCUAGCUGCUACUAGUCGCCCGGAUUUGAUUGACCCUGCUUUGCUAAGGCCAGGUCGACUGGACAAGUGCCUGUACUGUCCACCUCCUGAUCAGAAUUCACGCUAUGAAAUCUUAAAAGCUCUCAGUCAUUCCCUGUCCUUGGCAAAUGAUGUGGACUUUCAGGAUUUGGCAGCAAAAACAGAGCAGUUCACGGGGGCUGACCUAAAAGCUUUAUUAUACAAUGCCCAAUUAGAGGCAAUCCAUUCUAACCUAAAUUUAGGUUUAACACAGGAUUUUGGAUCUAGUUCUGAUAGUGACUUCAGUCUCUCUUCCAUGGUUUUUCUAAACCACAGCAGUGGCUCAGAUGAUUCAGCAAUAGAUGGAGAAGCAGGGCUAGAGCAAUCUCUUGUUUCUUUAGACAUGUCUGACUUGCUUCCUGAAGACCCAAGGUCCAAUAUGUAUCGUAUUUAUUUUGGAAGCUCUUAUGAAUCAGAGAUGGGAAAUGGAACUCCUUCAGAACUGAGCUCUUUGUGUUUGUCCGGACCAAACUCCAUCACUUACGACUUUACCAGCCUGACUCAGAGAGAUGUAGCAUCCUCACAACCUUCAAUGCUCAGAGUAGCUUCUCAAGAAGGCUCCCUGGAGAACAACCAGGAGCAGCAAAUAGAGCACCUGAGGACAGAAGUCAGUGCUAUCAAAGCCAAUAACAGAAGCAAGAACGGAGAGGACAGCACCCUUAAUCAGUCAGGGCUUGCCAAGACCACUUUAAUUAUUACCCAGUCCCAUCUGAUGACUGCACUUCAGGGUAUGAGACCAUCCAUUAGUCAAGAUGACUGGAAGAAUUUUACUGAACUGUAUGAUAAUUUUCAGAAUCCCAAGAAGAGGAAAGGACAAGGUGGCUCAACAUUCAGACCAGGACAAAAAAUUACUCUAGCUUAGUAACUUGUAUUUGUUUGUAAUUGCUAAACUGUAACUGGAAAUGACAAAUGUGAUUAAAUCAGAUUAUUUAUAUUCAUAUGGAUUUAUUAAUGCAGCAGUUGAAGAGAAGUUUCUUUUAAAUUUACAUGCUGUAAGAUUAUGUCACAUUUUAUUUUGAAGAAAAUUGUCUUCCUUCAGAUUGAUAUUAAAUUUUUUGAGAGAACAUUGGUUACAUUCUGUCCUGUUGUUUAUCACAUAAACUUUUAAAUCUUGGGUUUUAUCAAUAUAGUUGCCAAAUCCUAACAAUGAUUUCCUGUCCCUAUUUAUUCCCUCAGAAAAAUAGAAUCUGUUUAAAUAAACUGUAAUAUAUAAUGGUAGAAAUGUUUUUUUUUUUAAAAACUAUAAAGCCAUUCUAUAAUGGCCUUUGGAGGGCUUAGAGGAGGGUGGUCCUUUAUGUGUUUGUUGGUAGGCAGCUAGACUAAUACUUUCAGAAUAACUAUAGCAAAAAAAAUCCCAACCAAGAUAAUUGUAUCUUGUUUUAUGCCACUGUUUAUUAAUCAGAAGAAUAUCAAGUUACAUUUCAGAAGUAGUACCUUCUUAUCCCUACCUUUUCUUCUUGGAGACCAUAAAAAGCAUUUCUCAAAGAGAGUUUCUUGCUUGAAUUCUGUGGGUAUUUGCACCACAUGAAAUUGGGAGAUUGGACUACAAUCGAUGUCAGUGGACAGGUAAGGAUUUGCUUCUCUCUCACAAGCAUCAUUUGAGAAUAACCCAUGUACAGCUGCCACUUGAGAACCUGGGCUUAAGGUUCAAUUGCUUUAGUUUUCCCGUUUCUGAAAUAGCCCAAGUGGUAACAAUCUGCCAUAGGCACACUGAAAUGAAGUUCUGUUGCCUAAGGUUUAGUGGCUGUUCCAGUGAUGCAGCAAAGAGAUGUAGGAUAACGUACUUUCAGAUGCUCAGGUAGGGGUUGGUAAAGAAAUACUAAAUCAGUUCACUGGUGUUCACAUCACAAGUGUGAGUCAGACUAAGAAAUGAAGUGGGAAAAAUCAGUCCUCUAUAUCCUCUAGCAGCUGGCAGGGCUUUUGUAAGGCUCCCAAGUACCCAAGUAUUCGACCUUCCUGUGAUGUCCUACAGCAGCAGUGUCAUGUCAGCUGCUAUUAGAUAACCAGGGCAGAUCUUGCACCUCUCAACUGUCACACACCAGCCUCCAAAAGUCUUUAAUAGCUUGAAUUAGUUUUAAAUGUUUUUGUGAAAACUGGUAUUUCAGGGGAAAAGUCACUCUGCAAAUCCUGGGUGCAAAAAGAUGAUCCUUUUCUUCAUUGUUUGCACAAAACCAGCUCUUGAGAUCCUGCAGUAAUGAUUAUUAUCUGAUUAGGCACAGCUGUAGCACAGUACAUAUCUUGUGAGACCCAGUGAAUAAGUGGAUGCUGACACUAGAUUUUGGUACAUCAGAAAUUAUAAGAAGUCAUAAGCUGUUGGGCAAUUUCCCUUAUUCUAGAGAUCAGCAACUUUGUAGAAUAAAAAGCAAAGAAUAAACCUCAAAAUAUUUGGAACCACCCAUAAAAUGCUGUCAAUGCCAUAUUAUUCCACCACAAGCACUGUGAGGAUUAAAGCCAUUUACAUGGUUUUGUGCCAUUUUUCUGUUUGGAAGAUAAUUGAGUCCUUCAAAUGAACUUGUUACAGAUUCAGUGCUAAUCUCCAUUUCCUUAAUGAUUGCCAAGUUUCAGGAAACAGUAAUAAAAUUAUUUCUUAAUAAUACAUAGUUAAUACAAUGCUUGUAUAUUGCUGAAGUGCUGCUGAAAUAAUGCAAUAACUAGAGCAUCAUGACCUUUUUUAGAUGCUAAAAAGCUACAACAGGAGCUUUUUGGUGCAUUACUGUUUUAGUGUUCCCCCAGAAUUAACUCAUCCCAUUUUCUAAUGCCCAUUUUUCCAGGAGUUAAAAACCUGAUAAUUUUCUCAAUGUCUAAAAGACCAAAAUUCCUUCAUUAAGGACAGGUUUACAGUAUAAUGUAGAAAAAACCCACUUGAAGUCAGAGUAUCGAAGCUUCCUUCUUCUAUGGAUCCUGGGGAGAAAAAGGUCACGGCUUCCCUCACAUCAGCACCUGCCUCCACACUGACCCCAACUCUCCUUCUUUCCAUGUCUAGGUGAGCAGAUCCCAUCGUCCUUCCCCACCAGCUGUCCUAGUGCCGCAGGUCCUGCUAACGGAGCCACAUCUUGGUGAAGACGGUGGGUCUAAAGCAGAAUUCCUGCACUGGAAAGCAGGAGGUCUGCUGGGAUGGCAUGAGGCACACGGGGAUUGUUGUCCUCUGUCGGUGAGGGAUGUGGGGCCCUGCACCGCGGAGCACCAGGGAGGGUCGGUCUGUCCUACGGGGCGGUGGUUGGGAGCCGCCCCAGUGCCGUGGGCAGCCUCCCCAGCGUGUUCCUCCUUCCUCAAGCAGCUGGCGUGGGUGGCAGGCAGAGGGAGGAAUGCUUAUCAGAAAUGUUCAUUUAAUUUUCUAAUGCUUUUAGGUGAAUGUCUUAUUCCAACUCCAUACUAUGGUGAUGUAAAUUCCAAAAUGUGACUAUAUGUCGGAACACAGCCUGUUCACGUGCCCUUGUCCAGUGAGGUGAAGCUUGAGCCACUCACAUACAUUAGCAAACGUUUCACAGGGAACAAUCCAAAAAACCCAAAAGUGCAAACUGAGGCCAAAUGAAGAGAUGGGACCCAUGAAGAGCUUUUUGAGACAGCCCAUCUCUUUCUGAGACUGCAGCAUGGCAGUAGGCUGCUGCCAUCAGAUGUGCAGGAUUGCGUCCAUUCUGUGCACACUGACAGGCUGGAUUAUAAUUUGUCAGCUCUGUCACUCCUACUAUGAGUAAAUUUGGUUUGCAAAUGUUUUCCUUUAAGCGUUGCAAGAUGUUUCUGUCACGUAACUUGUGUAACAUUGGUUUCCCCUUGGAAAACUGUCUUUUUAUCUUAAUGAUUUUUUUUCUUCUGUAGGUGACUGGUGAAGAAAGUCACCCUUUUCAGUUAACAGUUGAAAAAUUAGAAGCUGCAUUACAGAGAGCUAAAAAGCAGGUAUCAAUAACACUGAUCUCAGAUUUUCACGCUUUCCUCCUUGUUUUGUAAGCAGCAUAUGUUCUCAGCAUUGAAGCACAUGUAUGGUUUCAUCUCUGCAGAUUUUCAAUCUUGUGACUCAAGUGGGUCCAACUCUGGCAACAAGACCUGAUUUUAUAAUCUGGGCACUGUAACAAAAUGCAGAGAAACUCCCUGACUGUAUUUUAUGAAGAACAGAUCUUAAAUUUUUUUUGAGAUCGAGUUUCUUUCUCUGUAGAAUGUAAUGGAAUUCAAAGUGUUGUAAAAAGAUAUUGUUCUGACCCUCAGAAGAGAAACAAUGCUACUGUAACAACCUACUCAGAUAAUUAAAGAAAUAUGUCCAAUGUGAUUUUGAAGAGGGUUCUUCUUAGUUCUAGCUAACAAGAAAUUACCAACAAACAAAAAAUUGCAAAUGUAACUUUUCCAUAGUUUAGUAAACCUAAUUCGUUCAAAAUACUUAGCAUGAUUAGUGAUUCUAUUCUGACUGGGACUGCAUAAAUGAGGACAGUAUUGCUUGUCACAUAUAAAUUUUUUUUUCUAACAUUCCUUUCUGUAUUUUAAACUGCUUUUCUUCCCUGUGGAAAUGCUUGGUUUUGUAAAUGUCCACAAAAUAGUGCUCACCAGGCUAAAUUGUUUCCUGAUUUUUUUGUCUUAAUACUCAUAAUUCAAUCACUUGAUGGAAAAUUAUAAAUGCACACACACUGAAGUGUUUGUGCUCUUCCUUGAAAAGAUCCAACAGUGGCAAGACAGGCAAAACAGUACGACAGCACAGUAAAACAUUUUACCAAAGAUGUGGUGAUGAUGGUAAUGAUGUUUCAAAACAUGAAGCGAGAGGGACUUCUUGUGUCCUGUUCCAGGAUAGAAAACAAAGUUUAACAGUAGACAAAGCAUAUUGUUACAAGGCAGGUCAUUUAGAAAGCUCAGUUUCAAGGAAGGUGACAUACAAAAAGUGGGUGUUUUGGAUACACACAAAUGUGUGCCUAACAUUUUUUUUUUAGAUAUAUUGAAGCUGUCCUAGUUAUCUAAUUGCUUGAUCAGCAUGGUGCUAUGUUUAGACACCAUCUGUCUGUGUCUUUGCCAGCCCAUGGGAGCCUGAGCAUUCAGACCCUCCCACUAUAUCCUAGCAGAGGGAGGCAGCCCACAUCCCUGCUGCAUCACUGUGGCUGUCAGGAUGGAUCACAGACCAGAUUAACUCUUUAGAGCUCUGCAUGUGUUUGUCAGCCUUCUGGAGCUGAAAAUGUUCUCAUGAAUUAUAUUAUAGGCAGCUUCUUUGGGUACAUGUAAUAUCAUAAAUAGCUGAAGGAACUAGGCUAGAAAAGCAAUAGUGAAACUGCCAUCCCAGAGCAGUUGAACCUAUGAACAAUCAAUAAAAACCUCAGUCAACAUCUUCUGCUUAGGACACAUCAGAGGUCACAUACACUAAAUAUGCUCUCAGGUAAUUUCUUCUUGUAGCUGGAAUCAAAGGCAAUACACUGAAAGUUCACUGCUUGUUAAGGUCUUGCUCACAGUACCCACUGACAUUCAGAGACAUUGCACUUCCCUUGUGGAAGGGAAAGUUAAGUAUCAGGGCUUCCUCAUCACUGAACUUUAUUUUCUAGAGUUCUUUGGGAGUUGGUCUUUGCAAAUAAUCUGAUUUGGAGAAGUCUUGGGCGGAGUGAGAAUUUGCAGUGGGUGAGGUUUUCUAAACAUUAAAAAUAAAGAAACAAAACAUAAUUAUUUAAUUUCAUCCCAAGCAUGAAGUAAUAAUGCAGCACACCAUGUUGAAACAUUUAGUCUUGAAAGCUUGUGCUAUCGUUGUGCACAUAUUAUGGACUGUAUAUUUUAAUCAGAAUACUGAGAGUACUGAAUCAGGGAAUACUCCAAUUUUGCUACACUUUUGGGUCUGGCAAAAUGUUUUUUAUAUUCAUGAGCUCUCUCUAAACAUACACAACUCUCAAGUAUUAUAUACAUCUUUUUGUAUAUCAUGCUAAGCGAGUACUUUCUGAGGAAGCAUUUAGAUUUUUGCCCUCGGCUCCCUUUCAGAUUAUUUCUGUGUGCCUGUAUUGACUGGAUAGCAUUUUCAUACAUUAACUAUAAAAACCCCUUGGAGAUCUGUAAUGUAUGCUCAAUUGACAGCAUUGUAUGGGGACUUUUUUGCUUUGUUUUUGAUAUUUGUUGGAGUGUUUUUUUAAAUAUUUGCAGAAUUAAUUCUUUGUUUGCUCAAUUAUUUAGAUUUGGUGAGAGAAAACUAGAGCUGCAAAAUUAACAGACUGCUGCUAUAGAGACACAGUAGGAUUGUCUCACUGUGGAUCCCUAUACUUUUGAAACUUCUGCCUCCGUUCCCAGUCGGUCUGACCAAGGAGCAGACGGUUGAUGCAGACAGAUCAACAGAGGGAUCUUUGCUCUACAUGAGAAUGGCAACGGUGUAUCACACAUGCCACUCCUUUAUGGCGGUAAUGUGAUUUUUUUUUUCUUUUGUCUUGUUAAAAGAUCUGUGAAAUAGAGUUCCCCCAGAUCUUGCACUGAGUUUUACACUAAUCUUCCGUAAGAGACAUAUAAGACUUUCUUCUGCCUUGAAGUACUGCAGUAAGUUGGUCAAAAAUAUUGUUGGUAACUGAAAGCUGAGGUGAAUGUUUUAGUUUCUUUUCUGAUGGUCUCAACUUAUUCAGGGUGAGCUGUUAGUCCUGCCAAACAGGUUAAGCUUGAUUAGAAAGCCUACUGAAGCUGCAUAUUGCAAUGUGUUCCUGUCAUUGUCCCACAGUAUUUGUUCCUAGGUAUAGCCUUAUAUGGAUAUGUUAAGUUUCAACAUAUCAUUUCCACUUACCAAAAGAGCAAUUAAGCCCUAGUCAGGCUCUGCAAACCUAUCAGGCAUGAAGCGAUUGCUUUUGGUUUUGUUUUGGCCAACAAUAAAAUGCCAAAUCUACUUCCUUUUCCUCCACAGUUUGCAGUCAACUUCUCAUGAAAAGGGACAAAUCUGUUAUCUUGCCUAGCAGCAGUCUGUUACAAAGCACUUUAGAAACAGAGAUCUAAAGAAGCAGGAAGAGUGAAACAGAAGUUAUCAGGAUCAGCACCAUGGAGAACUAUUGAUUCUCCUGACACAAAAGGCUUUGCUUUCUCACACUCUGUAUGACCAUCCCACUCUUGGUUGUAUGAGAAGAUGAACACAGGUAAGAUUUUCAAUAAGAUUUACUACCUUUUAUUUGCUUAUAACCUUUGAUGAUGUUCUGUUGAAUGUGCAUUUAAUUUUUAAACACUUAUGCCAUGACUACUUUGUGCAGCCAGACUUUAUAGCUGGUUUAUGCACCCAGCACUGAACCGAUAGGUGCACAGAGAUCAUGGAGAUCUCAUGGAGAUCUCACAGGCUUUGUUUUUUGAGCAGCAUUGAUGAAGCUUUCCCUUGGUCAUUCAUUAUGCUGCUACAGUAGAUUCCCACCUUGAAGUUCGUGGUAAGUAGCUCUUUUGUGACAUUUUGGAAGGUGAGAAACACGUGAUAAAAACAACCCGGUCCAAAACAAGCAUCAGUGAAACAGAAGAUGGGUUAGCAAGAUCUCGGGGAAACAGGCAUCCCACCAGAAAAGCGAACAGGGAAGAUCUCCUGGAAUUCUACCUCCGUAUGCAGGAUGAGCAAGAUGACAUCUUCACUCUGCCAUGUCCUAACUCCUUGAGGAGAGGUAACUAGAAAAUUCCCUACAUAGAUUCCCACAAUUUGGGAAAUAGAUACUCCUGAGAAGGGCACACUGAUUAAAAGAACAGGUUAUCUUUGCUUUGAUUCUUAAUGGCCUACUGAAAUCAAGGCUUGGGAGAGAAGGGGUUCCCAAAUUCUGCUUACAUAAUUCAGAUUCACUGCCACAAGCAGCCUUACCAUGUGAUUUUAUCUAAAUGUGACCUAAUCAGAAUGAAAGGGAACAUCAAUUGUGUAGGAUACUACGAACAUUGAAAAGGAUUAUCAGAGUUUGAUCUUCUGAAGACAAAAAUAAACAUUUCUACUGAAAUUCCCUAGAGAAAGAUUUAUGUUAAGAAAAAAAAAAAUAGCUUGUGUGUGUUUUGAACCUGCAUCAGCUGACAGGACUGCUUUACAGCAAGGUACAUUACACCAAAAAAGGCAGAGGGGAUGGUCUUCAGAAAGGAAGUGGACACAAGGACCAUGAACACAGAUUGUGUUCCUGCUGUCCUCCAAAGAAUGCAGCUUUGCCCCUAAAGAAAACUUAAACUGCUUCAUGAAAAAAGAGGAACACUCCUGCUCUGUUCUCCCUAAAUGAAGGAGUUCAGAAGAUUUUGCAGGAGCCCAAAUUAUCAUAUGUAAGCAAACAGAUGCCUGAGUUUACUGUUCUGGGUCAGCUACAGGGGCAAUGCCCAGCACAGGAUAAUCUUGGUAUUUUCAGGUACAACCAACCUGUCUGUCUACAACUAGAUUCCAGUUCUACUUCUGUUUUGUUAAACAGACAUCAAAGUACUUCAGUGUUUCAUAAAGAUGCAUGAACCACCUGGAGAUGUCAUCCAUGAAGAAGUUGUUAUUGAGACUGAAGUUACUGAAAUAGAGAAGAAAAAUAAUCUCACCAAAGCUGUAAACCAAAUGCAAGAAUAACAAAUCACCAGCUAGAAGGGCUGAAAAAAAAAAAGCAAGCAAUUUUCCAAAAGAUGAGUGUGACUGUGUGGGUGAGACAGUUGCCAAAUACAAAAUUCUGUUGUCAAUGAUCACAAGACUCUGUGGUGGGGGGCACACAAAAAUAACUAUUAACAACUAUUAACUAUUGUAAAAGUAUUUCUGCUUGAACAUAAUGCUCAUUUAUAAUUUUGGAGAGAUGUACUCUGUUAGCUAAGAGAUGUACCAAUUCUAUCUGUGUGAAAAUAGAAUAAAUUUAUGAUUUUUCUGAUCUUUGUAAUUCAGUAAGUGUAAAGAGCAGUUGAAACUACAAUACUAUAUUAAUAUUUUUGUUCUCAGUUCUAUAAGACCAUUUAAGGUGUUUAUUUAUCACAAUAUACAAUAUAUUGCCAAUCACAAUAAA
Molecule: messenger RNA, 12049 nt
Organism: Pipra filicauda (Wire-tailed manakin)
Lineage: Eukaryota; Metazoa; Chordata; Aves; Passeriformes; Pipridae
Gene: PEX1
Product: peroxisomal biogenesis factor 1
Exons: 25
Coding region: 16-4014 (1332 amino acids)
Biological process (GO): protein import into peroxisome matrix
Cellular component (GO): peroxisomal membrane; peroxisome; cytosol
Molecular function (GO): ATP binding; ATP hydrolysis activity
Source: RefSeq, a predicted model, not a curated record